This is a messenger RNA of Poecilia reticulata (guppy), 1188 nucleotides long. RefSeq names its product calmodulin-1. Gene Ontology annotation, cellular component: myosin II complex. NCBI's taxonomy places the organism in Eukaryota, Metazoa, Chordata, Actinopteri, Cyprinodontiformes, Poeciliidae. Gene Ontology annotation, molecular function: calcium ion binding. The record is from RefSeq and is a predicted model, not a curated record.
ACCGCCAGUGGAACUCCAUCUAAGGAACGAGCACACUCCUAGUCUGCUUCCACAGACCAACAAGCACACAACCCAUUCGACAUGGCUGACCAACUAACAGAGGAGCAGAUUGCAGAGUUCAAGGAGGCUUUCUCCUUAUUUGACAAGGAUGGCGACGGAACCAUUACCACCAAAGAGCUGGGCACCGUCAUGAGAUCGCUGGGCCAGAACCCCACAGAGGCCGAGCUGCAGGACAUGAUCAACGAGGUGGAUGCUGACGGCAACGGAACCAUCGACUUCCCUGAGUUCCUGACCAUGAUGGCCAGAAAAAUGAAGGACACAGACAGCGAGGAGGAGAUCCGCGAGGCUUUCCGGGUAUUCGACAAGGACGGGAACGGCUACAUCAGCGCCGCAGAGCUGCGCCACGUCAUGACGAACCUCGGGGAGAAGCUAACAGACGAGGAGGUGGACGAGAUGAUCAGAGAAGCAGACAUCGACGGAGACGGACAGGUCAACUAUGAAGAGUUUGUACAGAUGAUGACCGCAAAGUGAAGCUUGCCCGCCCCGUCCUGACCCCCCUCACCCUCCCCUCUUAGAAGAAAACAAAACAAAAAAAAAACAGGAAAAAAAUGUUUUACUUACCUCUUGGAAGAAAAUGUUCAUUUAUUCAUACUGUUUCUGUAUAGAAAAUAAUUGAAUGUUGACUUAAAAUAUCCUUCUGUCCACACAGGAAAAAUAUGUAAAAAAAAAAAAAAAAAAUACAAAAAAUGCAUGAAAAUGAUGGUUAGUGAUUCUGCACCCUCUCUCCCGUCCCCCCCUUCCCCCCCAACAUGAAGAUCAGUUUAGCAUCAGUACGAGUAAAAACAAUAACAAACCCUGUAACUACGACCUUCAGACUAAAUUUAAAGCAUCAGGCCAACUCCUCCCAGCUCCAUAUGCUCGUGGUAACCGUCUGGGCUGGCCAUCUCUCUUCUUCUUCUUCUCUCUCUGUUUUCUGUUCUUCAUGCAUGCAGCUUGAGACCGGAGCACUAACCUCCACCCAACCAACUCAUCAGUCCCCCCUCCGGACUACCAGAGCGUGCUGAUUCCACUAUAAGCUGUCCUCUUGUUGGUUUGGUACAGUUUUUUUUAUUAUUAUUUUGUAUUCGCAGAGGAACCCUGUACUGUUAGUUGAGAGAAUAUACCAGGUUCUAACUUAAAAGCAUUAAA